GACUGGGGCUGGGGGUGUCCGCUUUUGUUGUGUAAAAAAGGGGGCUUGUUCUUAGCCGAUCAGCCUGCCAUUUUAACACGGGGUGUGGGAGCGCCGGUCGAGAGGUUUGACAAGAGGAGCGGUGUGGGAUGGGAGAGGAGAGACAGAGCGUCCAGCGUGAAGUCCGUCCACAGCCGAGCGGAGCCGCAGCAUCGACAUACUGUGAGAGAAGCCGGUCGGUCGGCAGGGUUUACGCACACCUGAAGGCCGCACACCCCAAGGAUUACAACCCAGGAGGAAUAAUCUGACAAGUUAGGUGGGAAAAAAGAGCGAGAGAGGACGCGUGUAAAAAUUAGACACAGGUUAGUUUCUGCAAGUGCACUUAGAUUUUGCCUGACAGAAGCGGACAGUUUUACUUUAAUGAUAGCCUAAACUAUCACCAGCUGCCGCAUUUUCGGCCGAGCAGGGCUUUCUUUGACUGUGACGGACACUGAUUUGAUGAAGAAUGUGUUGGCUGUGCGCGUACCAGCCUCUCUGUCAGCACCUCUGACCUCUUUUUCUGUGGAUUCCGGAGAAAUCUUUGGACUUGGCGGCUUGAUUUAAAGACCGCCGAAAUCAGCUGGGGGAUUUUUUUUAUUUAUUUUUUUGCAGGUCUGAGAUCGGACCCCGAUCAGAAAUUACUGGAAGAGCUUUUUUUUUACCUUCAUCCAACAUGCGAUCCAUCCCGUCCAGACUCAGCUAUCUGUUUCUCCACCUAUUUGCGCUCUGCUACUAUGCUCAGGUAACCAAUCAGUCCCCGCCUAAUUUCACGCAGCAUGUAAGCGAGCAGAGCAAAGUGACGGACCGGGUGAGCCGCAGGUUGAUCCGGACCUACCAGCUGUACAGUCGGACCAGCGGCAAGCACGUCCAGGUCCUGCCCAACCAGAAGAUCAACGCCAUGGCCGAGGAUGGAGACGUGCACGCUAAACUCAUUGUGGAAACUGACACAUUUGGGAGCCGAGUGCGCAUCAAAGGAGCUGAGACGGGCUUCUACAUCUGCAUGAACAAGAAGGGGAAACUCAUCGGCAAGAAAAAUGGACAAGGUCGGGACUGUAUCUUCACUGAAAUAGUUCUGGAGAACAACUACACGGCAUUGAAGAACGCCCGUUAUGAAGGCUGGUACAUGGCCUUCACCCGCCGUGGGCGACCCCGGAAAGGCUCACGGACACGCCAGCACCAGCGUGAGGUUCAUUUCAUGAAGAGGCUACCAAAGGGGCAGCAGACUACCCACGCAAGCCACCACCGACCUUUUGACUUCAUCCAAUACCCUUUCAGUCAAAGGACUAAACGUACUCGAUACUCCUCACAGCGCUGAGUAGUAGCAGGAAAAUAGAAGGGAAAGAGGAGAAACUGAGAGAUUGGCUGAAUCGCCAGCAGCCAAUACAGAGACUUUUUUUUUAUACUGAGCAUUAUUGUAUCUUAAGUAGUUUGUUCUCUAUUUUUCUUGAAGUAAAAAAAAAACUGUACAUACAUCACAAAAACAAAACGCAAGAAAUCUAUUUUUGUACUCGAUUUUUAGCUGUGACUUGUAUGAAAAGACUAAAAAGAAAAAAAUUAGAUGCACAUGACUCGUUGUCUGACUUGCCUGGACAUCUUAGUAGAGUGUGUUGUGUUUGUUGUUCGUCAUUUUAACCAGCAGAGUCAUUUUUUGGACUCUUGCCUGCUGCUCAAGGAGACUUGAAGGGCCCUGAUUGACCGCACUGCCAAGGAAUGCUACAUUCAGAGCCACAAAUUGUCACACACUGCGUUGUAGAGUGCAGGACCGCGUGGUGUUAACACACUGCAGUGUUUAAGCAAUUUGCUACACGCUGCAUCCUGACAGGAAUAAUCCAGCAUCUUUCUCACACAGUUCAAUCAAACAGCAUCUGAUGGAACAAUGUGGCAGCUAUAUUUGAUAAUCACAGGUUUCCUGUUCUGACUGACUGAUGUAUAGAAAAUGCAUUGAUGUGUAAGGAAUCCAUUGACACACCCACUGACCCUCACCCUUUGUGUUCCUGGUACCCUGUGAAUGUCUGUUUUUAUACAUAUAUAAAUAUAUUUUUUAUUUGACGAUGUGUAAAAUAAUUUUAAGGAUGGAAUAUUUAUUUAAAAUGUAUAAUAAAUGUACAUUAGAAUACUGAUAUUAAACUCUUGUUUGGUA
Molecule: messenger RNA, 2158 nt
Organism: Acanthochromis polyacanthus (spiny chromis)
Lineage: Eukaryota; Metazoa; Chordata; Actinopteri; Pomacentridae
Gene: fgf8a
Product: fibroblast growth factor 8a
Exons: 5
Coding region: 692-1333 (213 amino acids)
Biological process (GO): heart morphogenesis; dorsal/ventral pattern formation; regulation of cell migration
Cellular component (GO): cytoplasm
Molecular function (GO): type 1 fibroblast growth factor receptor binding; type 2 fibroblast growth factor receptor binding; growth factor activity
Source: RefSeq, a predicted model, not a curated record